UUGGAGCAGAGGUUAACUACUGAAAGAGGACACACAGGAUCGUCUGUAUUGUCAAUCUUGCAGGAUGAUGUGGCACUUUUGUGUGCCAGAUCAUUUGGAAGUUAGAGCGCUCACAGUAGGGACUCUAUUACCCCAGUGAUUAAAAAAAAGGGGUUUGCUUGGAGUAAGUGAUUUGGCAUAUUGAAAAGACAAAGGUAGAAUGGAUUGCAUGUGAGCAAAUGUGGUCCUUUGCUUGACUGUAAUCCAGAUAUCACGUGGAAUAAAUGGCAUCCAUGGGAUUACAAAGUACGUCUGAUCUCGGAGCAUGUUGUUCUCACAGCUAAGACUAGCUAUCAGGGGUAGCCAUAGCCUAAGGUUUGGUGAGUUGUGUCAGUGUUGCUGCAGUUGUUCAUAUGCAAAAUAUUUAAGCGAAUCUAGGUACACCCUUCUAUGCGAGGGACAAAGUUUAACGAAUCUAUUGUCUAUAGGCUUGACUUUUUAUUGGCGAAAGCCUAUAGCCAUGGCUAGUCUACAACGAAAGCUGCAGUGCCAAGUUCAAUUAUGGCAAAGGGCUGUGAACUGAUAAUGUGGUAGGGAGGAGCAUUUUGCUCGGCUGGGAUUAAGAAAUGCAGAGCAGUAUGAGCAGGAUAGAGUAAGAAAUUUAAAGUUGCUGUAGCAUAUAGUAAAUUUGUGAGGAGCAGGAAGUCUUUGAUUCGGUUUGGUGAUGUGAAGUUAUUCGUUUGGAAUGGAAUAAGUGAGUAGCAAAGGAAAAUCCUUAUAGAUGCAUUCCAUUCCAUUGGCCUGAGAUUCUGCUUAUUGUAUGGAAUUUAACUCUUUUUGAACUCAAAUGGGUGUGGGUUAAAUAAGUACUAAAAGAGGCCUGGCGGGUCUGCUACAAUGAGGCGGCAUGGAUUUGAGCUGCCUUAUCAUCCUCUCCAGGUGGUAGCGAUUGCAGUGUUCGUGGCACUGGCAUUUGCUUUCUAUGUGUUUUUUGUGCCCUUCGUGGGGAAGAAGAUUGUUGAAUACAUCAUUGUUGGUAUCUUUUCUUUUCUGCUCACUUCUGUUUUCAGCCUUUAUAUCUGGUGUGCAAUAACUGAUCCAGCAGAUCCAGCUGUCUUAAGAUCUAAGAAUUAUGGCAGGAAAUCAGAGUUUGGAGGGGCUUCGUCAGUCAAGGAUUCUUUACCUGGACCUGGAUCAGUUGAUGGCAUAAACAUGGACUCAAUGGGAGAGAAAACAAACAUGGAUGAAUCUUCUGUGACUGUCCCAAUAGAGGAAUCAAUUAACCAAGAUAAAAAGGAGAGUGGUGUCAGGAUUUCCUUAUCUCCUUGCCUGAGUGUUUGUCUUUGGCUUCCUUUGGCCCUUACGGUUAAGAAAUUUUGUGCUAGCAAAGCAACUUCUGAGCCUCAUACCUGUGAGGACGACAUGCUAUAUUGCAGCUUGUGUAAAGUGGAGAUCUAUAAAAAUAGCAAGCACUGCCGAGUUUGUGACAAAUGUGUUGACAGUUUUGAUCAUCAUUGUCGGUGGAUUAACAAUUGUAUUGGAAGAAGGAACUACAGGGAGUUUUUUGUCCUAAUGAUAUCUGCCCUUCUCUUGCUUAUACUUCAGUGGUCAAUAGGACUCUUUGUAAUUGUGCGAUGUUUCCUCAAUCGGAGUCACUUUGAUGUGGAGAUUGUCUCUAAGCUGGGAAGUAGUUUCUCGCUGGGACCAUUUGUUGUUGUCUUGGGUUCGUGCACUAUUUUGUCUAUGGUUGCCACACUUCCUCUUGUACAACUUUUCUUCUUCCAUGUUUUGCUCAUAAGAAAGGGUGUCAGCACAUAUGAUUACAUUGUAGCAAUGAGGGAGCAAGAGCAGCAAAAUAUGGGAGGAGCGCAAAGCCCCCAAAUGUCACUGACAAGUUCUGCUUCAGUAUUGAGUCAUUCAAGCUCUAUGAAUGCAUUGCACCAUGGAUCCUGGUGCACUCCACCGCGCCUUUUUGUAGAGGACCAGUUCUCUGUCUUGCCAAGAGAUAGUGCCAUGCCCUCUAUCAAGGUAGAUAAUCGAAACAUAAAGAGGACACCUAGUGAACAGACAGUGCAAAAGAAUAAGGGAUCUGUAAAGAUUAGUCCUUGGGCACUGGCUCGAAUGAAUGCAGAAGAGGUUUCAAGGGUUGCUGCACAAGCAAGGAAAAACUCAAAAGUUCUACGUCCUAUAUCCAGGCAAAAAGGAAUGCCAGUGAUAGAGACAGACAGUAGUUUGGAAGGCAGCAGCAGAGAUCUUAGCACAGAGAUCUAUUCUAAUUCUGACAGUCAUAGACGAAUGAAUAAACGUGGCAGAUCACAGUCAUUGGGGAAGAAUUUUCCUUUUACAAGGUCUUUGAAGUUGACUAAAGUUUCUUUGGAAACAGCUAGUAAAUCGAAUUCCAACAGGGGUAGAGACCUUAUGGACAUCAACCAACCAAUUAGGGAAACUUCGGUGGGAUUGGCUCCUUUACAGUUAGAAGCACAAAGUGCAUUUCGGUCUAGCUUGGCAAUGUCGACUGGGAGGUUGAUUGCGUCAUCUGCUGGAAGCAGCUUUGCUUCACCCGAUCUUCAACCUUUCAGGGAAUCAACAUCAGGCAUUGUAGACAUACCAUCUGUUUCAGCUGCCCCUUCAAGUAUUACUGAAGGCCCCAAGCUCCAGAGAUCUACCAGUGAUGGGUAUGAAGCUUCUGGAGGAGAAAGUGCAGAUGACAGUGACCGAGCCUCGGCAAAGUUACGUAAACUACCCUGGAAUAAAAUGCUUUUGAAUCCUGCUUAUAUGGGUAAAACUAGAACUGCUAAGCCUUUUGGAUACAAAACAAGCCAGAUGCCGCAUGAUAUGAAUAAUUUUAGAACUUCGGGCCAGGAAAGAGGUUUGACAAUGCAAUCAAACAGUGGGAAAAGUGUUCUGAACGAAAUUCCUGAAGGAACGUAUCAUCCAAUAGAAGGGAUUAAUACUCUCCCUGUACAAUAUGAUUCACCUGAAAGGGAUUUGGAUUUCCUCGGUAUGAAACGUCCUGGUCUUGAAGAUUUUUCCAAGAAAAAACCCACCACUCGUGACAAUGUGGUUCCUUUGGCCCUCAGAUCUGCAAUCUUAAAAAGGAACUUUGACUCCAAUAUUGAAAACUAAGAACUCAAAAGAUUGGUAAGUUGUUGAUCCUGUUGCACCAAACAUCUGGAACCUGAUUACUUGAGCAGGUAAAGGAUUCACAAAGAAUGAUUUUUUCUCAUCGAUGCUUGGCAAUGGAGAUUGGAGAACUGAAUAUCCAGAAGUGAAGAGUGAGUUCCAUAUUUAUUAUAUUCAGGCAUUAUUAUAUCUCAAAUGACAUGUAAAGAAACGAGAAAUGUUAUAAUACUGGACACGCAUUAUCUUUCCAAGUGGGAAGCAGCAUGCCUCUAUUUCCCAAUGUGACUAGUAAUUCAAGUAUGCUUUUCAAACCUGUGGUUUUGUCAUCUAGCACCAACCUUAAGAGCAUCCCAGGUGAUCCACGUUGUUUUGAUCUCUCUCUAAUAUUGUUUAUCUAUCUGUUGCUACUGUCAAUCUUAAGAGUAAUGGAGACAGAUGUAUCAAUUGAGUACUGCAGUUAUCCCAGCAUAGCAGCCAUGACAGUCGAAUGGUAAAGGCUGAACUUAGUUUGAGAUUCUCAUGUAUGGCUUUGAGUGCAUUCUUGUUUGCUUUAAAUGAAUAGACAACAAUUUUCAGUCUA
Cryptomeria japonica (Japanese cedar) is the source of this 3682-nucleotide messenger RNA. RefSeq names its product probable protein S-acyltransferase 22. Gene Ontology annotation, biological process: peptidyl-L-cysteine S-palmitoylation; protein targeting to membrane. Lineage: Eukaryota; Viridiplantae; Streptophyta; Pinopsida; Cupressales; Cupressaceae. The record is from RefSeq and is a predicted model, not a curated record. The transcript is spliced from 9 exons. Gene Ontology annotation, molecular function: protein-cysteine S-palmitoyltransferase activity. Bases 877 to 3105 code for a protein of 742 amino acids. Gene Ontology annotation, cellular component: Golgi apparatus; endoplasmic reticulum.